AUGGAGUUGGAUGAUCAGUCAAAGUACAACGCAGUUAGGAGACUCACUAACACGGAGAGCGUCCUCAGAAAUCCUCACUUUCCAAGCAAGUGGAAAAUCUACUGGUUGGAUGAUUUCUUCUUCAAAGAGUACAGUGCGGACUUAUCUGCUCUGCUUCUGAAAAAGAUGAGUGAGAAGGAGCCGCUUUGUUUCUUCCACAUCGGUGCGAGGCGGUAUGAGGUGGACUUUACCACUAUGACCCAGACCAGAGUCAGCACAGGCUUCCAGAGAGAAAUCCGAUGCAGGCCUUCCUACCGCUCACCAGAACUGAUGCAGCCUCACCUAAAAACUGGAAUCCAGUUUGACUCCGCCCACCCUGACAGCUGUGCUGCCGGGGCCAACUUCAGCAUAGAUCCCCUGCAGGAUUUUGACUCUUGGUACCCUCCAGUCUGGCUUCAGGAAAAAGUGGAGGAGUACCGCCUGGUAGAUGUUCCGGCCGGGACCCUGGCUUACCAAAGCAUCAAGGACCUUUUCCACCAAAGCCUUUCAGAAAGCCAGAUGGAUGUGAUCAGCAUCCAGCAGGUCCAGAACCUUUUGCACUGGGACAAAUACCAAAGACAGAAAACACACAUGCAGAAGCGCCACACCGAGGCUCAGGGACCUCUGGAAAGACAUCUCUUCCACGGGACCACCAAGGAAGCCUCAGAGGGCAUCUGCAUCAACAACUUUGACCCCCGAAUGGCCGGGCCCAAUGGACAAGAUUACGGGUUUGGCUCCUACUUCGCUACCAAGGCCUUUACCUCCCACAGCUACACAGAAGCAAUGAACUCGGAUGAGCCAGGCUACAUGUUUCUGGCCAAAGUCCUGGUGGGCAGCGUCUGCUUGGGAAAACAUCACUACCGCCGACCACCAGACAGCAAGGGACAUGUUUACGACACCUGUGUUGACAAGAUGCACAGCCCCGAAAUAUUUGUAGUGUUCGACAGCUGCCAGUGCUACCCAUACUACCUGAUCAAGUACAAAAAUCUACCAGCAGAGAUUAACCUCCAUGGCUGA
Cyprinodon variegatus (sheepshead minnow) is the source of this 1035-nucleotide messenger RNA. RefSeq names its product poly(ADP-ribose) polymerase family member 11 (gene parp11). NCBI's taxonomy places the organism in Eukaryota, Metazoa, Chordata, Actinopteri, Cyprinodontiformes, Cyprinodontidae. Bases 1 to 1035 code for a protein of 344 amino acids. The record is from RefSeq and is a predicted model, not a curated record. Gene Ontology annotation, molecular function: NAD+ poly-ADP-ribosyltransferase activity. The transcript has 4 exons.